AAGCACUUCAUUAGGCGCCGAAACGGAGACAAACCGGGGGCGAAGUUAAUAUUGGUCGGCGUGACAAAUAUCGUCAUUUGCAAACUAAUUUCCGGCAAGAACGUCCCCGAGUCACUCGCCUUUAUACAAUACAGCCGUUAUUUUUUUCAGAACCUCUAUUUUCUUCCUCGACUGUACAACUAUCCGAUGCAGGCUGCACGACAUGUCCGUCUUAUGUCCACGAGCAGGUCGCUUGUCCGCUCUCACGUGCAUGCACAAAAACACUUCUUGACGGCUUCGACUUCCAGAGCCCAAUCAAGUUCUGUAGCCUCGACGGGCGCCGCUGCGUCACAGACUUCACCACCACCGCCGUCUCAAGGGAGAUGGAGAUCUUUUUUGCAGACUCUGGGACGUGUGACACUCGUAACAGUGAUCGGAGCUUCCGCAACCUUCUACUACAUCGCACAUAAGGAAAAAAACCCGGGGCCACAGCUCCCGUUUGAUCCCUCAAAGAAGACUCUGGUCAUCUUAGGCAGCGGUUGGGGAGCGACGAGCCUCCUUAAAGGGCUUGACACCGGCGAUUAUAACACUAUUGUUGUCUCCCCAAAGAACUUCUUCCUCUUCACGCCUCUCCUUCCCUCCGUGGCAGUUGGUACGCUGAACGCACGAUCUAUCCUCCAGCCUACUCGCUACCUGACCCGACACAAAGAACGUCAGGUUUUAGUCAUUGAAGCAGAGGCCAAGGAAGUUGACCCGGUUAACAAAACUGUUACGCUCUCAGAUGACUCUGAGAUCCAAGGUCAAAUAUCCAGCACGACCAUACCGUACGAUUAUCUUGUAUAUGCUGUCGGUGCCGAGACGCAGACAUUUGGUAUUCCUGGUGUGAAGGAGCAUGCAUGCUUCAUGAAAGAGCUGCAUGAUGCUGAGAAGAUGCAAAGACGUUUUUUGGACUGCGUAGAGAGUGCUGCUUUCCCAGGCCAAAGUGAUGAGGAGAAAGACCGGUUGUUGCAUAUGGUUGUGGUAGGCGGUGGACCAACGGGUAUUGAACUUAGUGGUGAACUUCGUGACUUCCUCGAGGAGGAUCUCAAGUCAUGGUACCCAGAGCUUGCCUCACGGAUCCGCAUCACGCUGGUCGAGGCUCUUCCCAAUGUUCUUCCCUCGUUCAGCAAGGAGCUGAUUGCCUAUACUGAGCGCACGUUCAAGGAGUCCGACAUCGAAAUCCUCACGAAGACUAUGGUGAGGAAGGUCAACGAGAAGAGCGUUGUUCUCAAGGGUCCCGAUGGUGUCGAACGGGAGGUGCCGUGCGGGAUGGUUGUCUGGGCUGCUGGCAACACUAGUCGCCAAAUAACACGGGAUCUGAUGGCGAAGCUCCCUGAAGAUCAGACGAAUAAGCGCGGAAUUACCUUCGAUGAUCACCUCCGCAUGAAGGGAGCUCGCGAUAUCUUCGCUAUCGGUGAUUGUACGACCUCAUCUUACGCUCCAACUGCCCAGGUCGCAAGCCAGCAGGGUUCAUACCUCUCGCGCGUGUUCAAGUUGCUUGCGAAGAAAGACAAACUCGAGGCCGACCUGUCUCAUGCUGAGACCAGCGAAGGGGCAGAGAAACUGAAGAGGCAGAUAGACAAGAUCAAAUUGAAGCCUUUCCAUUACAGUCAUCAAGGAUCGUUGGCUUACAUCGGCUCGGACAAGGCAAUUGCUGACCUGCCUAUCUUCGGGCGUGAGUGGACGAGCGGAGGUGUUGCGACGUUCAUGUUCUGGCGGAGUGCAUACCUGAGCACUCUAUUCUCCCUGCGAAAUCGAAGCCUGGUUGCUGGAGACUGGGUAAGGGUGAAGUUAUGGGGACGGGACGUGAGCCGGGACUGAAGGCUGAGCAUGAACACUCACGACUAGCGAACUCGACAGGAUGGACCAUCAACAUCGCAUUUCUAGACAUAGACUAUAGAGACACAUUUAUUCCCCCUGUUUAUCAUUUAAGGUACAUAAUCGCAUCUGCAAUUUUACCUGUCUCUCCUCCAGCCACACAUUUGAGUGCGCCUUCUAUUCCUUCGCGUUUUUUGUCAUCUUUGCGUACCCUGCGUGGCCAUGGUCUUCGUCGUAUGUACUUAUUGGGGAUGGGUAUUGACCGGAUUUAUAGAGGUAGUCUCCCCGGCUCCAAAUGCAUGCGUUUAAUUUCCUCUACUCUUGUCCGCAACUUGUCUGGCAAAUUACGUUUUAUCGAUCGAUCACAUUCUUGCGUCGGGUUUGACUCCAUGCUUACCACUUGGCU
Messenger RNA from Suillus subaureus, 2242 nucleotides. Its product is annotated as NADH dehydrogenase. Gene Ontology annotation, molecular function: NADH dehydrogenase activity. The transcript has 16 exons. The coding region runs from base 187 to 1839 and encodes 550 amino acids. The record is from RefSeq and is a predicted model, not a curated record. NCBI's taxonomy places the organism in Eukaryota, Fungi, Basidiomycota, Agaricomycetes, Boletales, Suillaceae.